AUGACUAGGCAUUCCAACUCGUCUGAGGGCAUGAAAUUGUCCCGUGCGGAGAGCUCAAGCUACUGGAUCCCGCAGCUAGCUCCUCUCGGGGUGGCUCCUUAUUCUGGAAAGGACUACAAGUUCUAUCGAAAUGUGGUCGACUAUGGCGCGGAUAACACUGGUGCCAAGCCUGCUGAUGAGGCCAUCAAUGCGGCGGUGCAAGAUGGAGAUCGCUGCGGAGAGGAAUGUGGAAACACGUUUGUGCAAGGUGCACUCAUAUACUUCCCUUUUGUCGGAGAUGCGGUAAACCGACCAACUUUAAAAGGUUGCAGUAAUUUUACCGGCAUAGCAAUUAUCGACGUUGAUCCGUAUAUUCCCAACAUGGCGGCGCCGGACGGGGGAGGUGUCAACUGGUACAUCAACCAGAAUCAAUUCUUUCGCCAGAUUCGGAAUUUGGUGUUUGACAUGAAAGAUAUGCCUGCCGCCACAGAUGAGCAUGGACAGCAGCUGGUGCCUACUGGUAUUCACUGGCAAGUCUCACAGGCAUGUAGCCUGCAAAACCUGCGCUUUGAGAUGCCCCAGGCGUCUUCUUCGUCGCAAAACAUCACACACGUCGGCAUAUUUACUGAGAAUGGUUCCGGAGGCUUUGUGUCUGAUCUUGAAUUUGAGGGCGGAGCCAUUGGCUGGCGGGUUGGUUCUCAGCAGUACACGGCCAUCGGCCUCAGGUUUAAAAAUUGCAUCACCGCCGUUCAAAUGGUCUGGGACUGGGGCUUCAACUGGCAGCGAAUUCACGUCGAUGGCGGAACAAUCGCAUUCAACAUUAGCGGUCAAGGAGGGAUUGGUCGGCAAGGGAUUGGGUCCGUCUCCAUCAUCGAUUCUGAUAUCAAUAACGUCCCUAUUGGUAUACUCACAAACAACCACGAGGACCAGGCCCCAAAUAUUGUCAUUGACAACACAGUCUUCACGAAUGUGGGUGCCAUUGUUCAGCUUGACAGUGGCUCACGGCUGUUGGAAGGCGGAUCGCAGACAGUGCAGAACUGGGCUCAUGGCCGACGGUACGAGGGGAAAAGCGGCGAAAGACGUACAGGCCACUUCAAACACCCCCCAAGAAAAAGCAGCAAGCUUUUGGACGGCGGGAAGCUCUUUACUCGCUUGCGACCGCAGUAUGAGCAGCUCUCUGCAUCGAGCUUCUUGAUCGCGACCGAGCAUGGCUGCAAGAAUGACGCAACUGGAGAUAAUACGGCGGCCAUCAACAGCUUCCUUCAACAAGCGGUGCGGGCAAAUAAGAUCGCUUACUUUCCUGCUGGUAUUUACAACGUUCAAGACACAGUUGACGUGCCCGUUGGAUCCAGAGUCCAAGGAACGAGUUGGUCGCAAUUGCAGGCUUCGGGGACCAAGUUUCAAGACAUGGACAACCCCAGAGUUGUGGUCCGGGUCGGGAAACAAGGAGACGAGGGCGUCCUCGAAAUCGUCGACAUGCUGUUUACAGUCAAAGGGAAUACAGCAGGUGCCAUCAUGAUGGAAUGGAAUGUACAUGAGCCUUCUCAAGGCUCUGCGGCCAUGUGGGACUCACAUAUUCGAGUCGGAGGCGGCAUAGGGACAGAUCUUGACGCGGCCAACUGCCCAAAAUUGGCUUUCAAUGAAGCCUGCAUUUGCGCUUCUAUGCUCCUUCACGUCACCAAAACUGGAUCUGGUUAUUUUGAGAACGUCUGGGCGUGGAUUGCCGAUCAUGAUAACGACAUGAGCCUCUACUGGGAAGUCGACUCCCUUGCAUCUCAGAUCAGUCUCUAUGGCGCCCGCGGUAUCCUCGUUGAAUCUCAGGGGCCCUGCUGGUUCUAUGGCUCGGGUUCAGAGCACGCAGUGCUUUAUCAGUACCAAUUAUACAAAGCCAAAGAUAUAUACCUUGGCCACAUCCAAACCGAAUCGCCAUACUUUCAGCCGGUGCCGGGAGCUCCAAGCCCCUUCAAUUCAUCAUCCAUGGGCUUGUUUGCAGGAGACCCCAAAUUUGAAGAUUGUGAGACAGAAUCCUGCAAAGAGGCUUGGGGUCUGCGCAUAAUUGAAUCGGAAGGGAUAUCUAUCCAUAGCGCAGGCUUGUACUCUUGGUUCACCAACUACGGACAGCAAUGCCUCAGCACCGAAGACUGCCAGCAACGGAUCAUGGAGGUGACAGCUUCCAAGGACGUGGCAAUCUACAACAUCUUUGUCAAGGGAGCCCAAGAGAUUGCGACCACCUCCGGCUACAGCAUCGACCAAAGUGAAAACCAGCAAGGGUACACCUCGGAAAUUAGUAUUUGGCUUCCGUAUGAUGAUGCGCCUGAAGUUGUCUAUAUUGGUACAGAAAUAUACCAAAAGCCUACAGCUUCAUGCCAUAAGCCAUGUGUCAUGGUUUUGGCUCCGAGUCCUUUGCCUUCCACCACCACCAUUUCCAUCAAACCAUACACGACAUCGUUGCAGGUUGGGUCGACCAUUACAACCAUUACAGUCACCCCAAAGCCGGUCACAACAGAUAAAAUGCCAUUUUACAACGUCAACAUUACUGCUGGAGCCACUGAUGGAGCUAUAUAUAGAGCAACAAAGAGUCUUGCUCUAGAAGAUGUUGUUGUGACGUUGUCCCAUGUUGCGGGCACGGAGACAGCAACAACCACUCGACGAUUACAACUGCCCCCAUGGCCCCAAAUCAAUAACGGACCACCCGAAAACUGGAAUUUAACUACGCGCGAAAAUAAAAAUCAAGGUGGAAAGACCACAAGGCUGGUACCUAGUCAAGGGGGAAGAACAACAACUCACAUUCCCCCGCCACCCCCGACCACAACAGUGUUUCAUAUAUCUCCACAGUGCACCAGCCAAAAUUGCCCUCCAAUGGACGACAAGAGGAGCAACGACGAACACAAAACCGUUGUAUGGAUCCGAAUUAAAUGUGAUGAGCUAUGGUUCUUCAAUUUCUGUAUCGAUGUCAAUGGCCUCCGUGUCCGCGGAUGGGAAUUCCCGCUUCCCAAGGGAAUUAUUGGGCCGGGGCCGCCGCCAUUCGUACCCAAAAUUCGCGGGUGGCAUUUGGUCCUUCCCCCCAUCCUACCACCGUGGCCUGUGAUCGAGGUUGGUGGGCCCGGCUUGCAUUAUGGAGAGAAAGACCCCAGUUGCGAGGAUAACAAAGUCUCGGUUCCUGUUCAACUUUACACUAGAUCAUACGGACUGUCUAUAUCCAGCGGAACGACCGUUACAACAGCAACACGAACGAUCACUGAGACAGCAUAUGAGACGGGCUGCCCGACUCCAGAAUGGACUUCUACAGCAGCGUGUGACGCAAAUGUCCGACGUACAGCAUCCGACUUGACUCUGCCCAGAACUCAGAUUCCUACUGCUACUCCAAUUAUUGGUACUGACGUGGCACGAAGCAUAAGGUCUCGAAAUGAAGAUGAGUGGGCGCAUGACUUUGACUGUCAGGGAGGCGAAUCGGACGUCAUCAUAUAUCUCAAAGACGAGAGCAGUGAAACCGACGAUGAGCAAGUUAAAAAACGGCUCAAAUAUGAUUUUGUCCAUUUUGAGAUGGAAUCCAAGGCGUUUCAACACGAGAGCCUAUACAUUUUAUUCUUCUAUGCCUGGAAUAUGCCAAAAAGCUUGCGUGACAAGUUCGCCAUCAUGCCAAUGGUAGAGAACAUUCGGACGGUGGAAUCGUUUUUGAACGACGACCCCAAAUCCAGCACUUCACCGUCAGUAGACGCAUUGAAGGGGAAACCAAUGCCGGGUGGAAUCUCCCCCAGGAGCAGCCCUGAAAUCAGAAGCUGCCCUCCAAUUCUUGAAGAUGAGCAGACAAGUCAAUCAACGCCACGCAAGCAUCGAGAUAUAUGGUGGCUGUCGCAAAUAUCCAGUUAUCCUGGAGAAGAGUGGGAGUACGAGGGAACAGACGGCGGGGACCUUGAAUCACCACUUUUCUACGAAUACUAUCAUGAUAAAUCUCUUGGUGAGGGUCAAGUUGUCUAUCUCCUAGAGGAAGGUUUAGAUACCAAGGACGAGGAAUUUUCAGAAGCCUCCAUACUGCUCUUCUCAAGAUUUGACAAUAUUGGAUUUCCAGCCUCGGAUGUCACCCAUGGAACUGCAGUCUCAAAGCUAAUGGUUGGUAAAACAUUUGGAGUUGCGUCCAAGGCAACACUAGUUGCAUUCGACCGCGUCGGUUUCUUCGUCGAGGAAAGUCCGAUAGAAUUGCUACUUAUUGCUCUGUUGCGCAUUAUUGAGCACAUAGAGGCGAACAUGAAAGACAAUGUUGAUAACCUCGGCGACAUUCGAGGCAGAUGUGUGAUCAACAAGUCAUUCCGGUACAGUAUUCAGGACUCACCCGAGUUCCAGCCCUUUUCACGCGGGCUCGAAAGACUCAGUCGCUACUUGCAGGACGACCUCAAUUGCCUGAUGGUUGCGUCGGCUGGCAACAACGCCAACACAGGAGAGCAUACAGAUGAGGGUAUCUUUGGCUACUUGAAGUAUGCUGGGGGCUUACCCAACCUCCUCGUCGCCGGCGCGUGUGGAAAAGCAGGCUACAAGGCCAGGAUGAGCGAGGUCUGGAGCAGCGGUGAUGACCAGGAUAUGAUCUAUGCCGCUGGACUGCGACUGCAAAUACCAGGGCAAGAAGGAACAAUCGACAUUUCACGCGGAACAGGCACCUCUCUUGCUGCUCCUUUAAUUUCUGGCUUGGCAGCGUACCUUCGAGCUCUUGACUCCAAGUGGAAGGUCGAGCUCAGAGAUCCACGAAAUCUCCUCAAAUUGAUUCGAUAUCUGUCCCGGAAACUCCACGUCACGCGCGAAGAGGAUGAGUAUGGAGGGCACGGAUCGCCACCAGGAAACGACGACAAUCGAGAAGAUGAAGCGAUCCAGCCUCACAUUAUCUGGAACGGCCAAGUCAAGAAUGAAAACUGUCUCGUGGGUUAUGUGAGCGAAGACAGCAAAGCCGUAUGCGACAUGUAUGUGAAAGAAAUACCUGGAAGCCUUGAAAGUUGGAAUCCGCCGGAGGUGCCGGAUCCGUGUGAUUUGUCGACGGGGUCCAAGAGAGACUUGAUCGGCCGCGCUAGUUGCGAGGUCAACGGUGCCAGAGCGAACAAAGAUGCCAGAGGAUUUCAAUGGAAGCAGGGAAAUCCGUCACCGACUUGUACCAGCAGCUGCGGAACUCUUUGCACAGGCUACUACUGCUCGCCACAUCCCACAGGCCAGCCUCCAGACUACUAUGACCACAGUACCACUAUCAAAGGCGAUGGCGGUCUCACAGGCUUGCCGCCUCUUACGCACAUUCCCACUCCCGUGACGAACUGCGCUGGCCAGAUCAAGCCCACGACAAUAUGCAACGGUUCUGGUGGAAGGAUGGCUUGCGUCACGAGCAGCUACUGCUCCAGCGAUUCACCACCAACUCCGACGGCAACGGACAUGCUUUGUCAGAUCAAUCGCGGAUGCAGAGACUAUCCUUGCCCGGAGGGCGAAUAUGGUUUGGUCAGGGGUGCUACAGUGAGGCGAGCCUGA
Cordyceps militaris CM01 is the source of this 5478-nucleotide messenger RNA. RefSeq names its product exo-beta-1,3-glucanase. The coding region runs from base 1 to 5478 and encodes 1825 amino acids. NCBI's taxonomy places the organism in Eukaryota, Fungi, Ascomycota, Sordariomycetes, Hypocreales, Cordycipitaceae. Gene Ontology annotation, molecular function: serine-type endopeptidase activity; polygalacturonase activity. Gene Ontology annotation, biological process: proteolysis. The record is from RefSeq and is a predicted model, not a curated record. The transcript is spliced from 16 exons.